Planococcus citri (citrus mealybug) is the source of this 3766-nucleotide messenger RNA. Its product is annotated as integrin alpha-PS2-like. NCBI's taxonomy places the organism in Eukaryota, Metazoa, Arthropoda, Insecta, Hemiptera, Pseudococcidae. The transcript has 20 exons. Gene Ontology annotation, cellular component: integrin complex; external side of plasma membrane. Gene Ontology annotation, molecular function: protein tyrosine kinase activity; integrin binding; ATP binding. Gene Ontology annotation, biological process: cell adhesion mediated by integrin; cell-matrix adhesion; cell-cell adhesion. The record is from RefSeq and is a predicted model, not a curated record. The coding region runs from base 64 to 3579 and encodes 1171 amino acids.
CCAAUUUUCGAACGAGUAAAAACUUUGAGUGGUCAAAAAUAUCCGGAUUAUUUCGGAUACUCAAUGUGUGCUUCAGACGUGAAUGGUGAUGGAGCCGACGAUUUAAUCAUAGGUGCGCCAAUGCACGCUAAUACAAAAAAUGAUAAGGACUAUGAAAUAGGGCGAAUUUAUGUAUUUUACCAAGGUAACAUCAAGUGCAGAGAAACGGAUUUAAAAUGCGCAGAAAAACUAUUCGCAAGAAACGAAACAAUAGAUGGAGUGGAUUCGGGUGCACGAUUUGGUUCAGCUUUGGCCUCGCUGGGUGACAUAAACAAGGACGGAUACGAAGAUAUUGCAGUGAGUGCUCCGUACCAAGGAUCUGACAAAUAUAAUACAUGCGCAAGUGCAACUCGGACGACAGGGGCUGUUUAUAUUUACCUCGGUUCAGAAAACGGUCUGAGCAAAACGCCUUCGCAAGUGAUCAAAGCUUCAGAUGUGGCUCACUUGAGAAAUACAUCUCAAUUGAGCGCCUUCGGCCAUUCAUUAUCUGGAGGAUUGGAUUUGGAUAAAAAUCAAUACCCUGAUUUGAUAGUCGGAGCAUACGAAUAUGAUGCUGUUUUUCUCUUCAAAUCUCGACCAGUAAUUAAUUUAACAGCGAGUCUUUCUUUUUUGGUUAAGAAAACAAAGCGUGGAAACGUUCCCUUGGAUAGGAAUACAUGUACUUCUGAGACGAAAAAUAAAAAAUAUGCUUGUGUUACGCUCAAAAUCUGCAUGCAGUAUAGCGGUGUCGGCGUUGAAGAUCAAAUUGAUAUCUCCACAAACAUUACGCUCGAUACAAAAUAUGCAGAUACUUCCAGGAUGCGCUUCUCCAAGACCAAAAAUAGUACCUUAAAAUUGCCCCUUCAGUUGACUAAAAACAAAAAAAAAUGCGAAAACGAAACAGUUUAUGUCGAUAAUAAAGACCCGGAUAUUGAAAAAGUCACUCCACUGGAAGCUUCCCUCCAGUACGAACUUGUUGAAUCGAAAAACAAAAAAACACUCUCCAGCAUACUAAAUUUCGGACCCACAACUCGAACAGACAGCUUCAACAUUUCUAGGAACUGUGGCGAUGAUGACAUCUGCUAUCCCAACUUGAAUUUGACUGUUAUUCCGAACAUCACACAAUAUGAGCCACUUUCUAAAGUAGACUCCUUGAACCUUCAAGUAUUGGUGAAGAACAACGGAGAAUAUUCGUAUGGGAGUCGGUUCAUUUUGCAAGUGCCAAAAGGCCUUGAAUUUUAUACUUAUGAAAACUCUCCUCUAACUGAUAAAUUCGCUAACUUGAUAAAUCUUGAUGGUGAAAACAUCACUUUCAGCAUUGGUAACCCUUUACCAGAAAACCAAAAGGUCAAUUUCAGUGUAAUCUUGCGCAUAAACAAGACUUUGGAAGAUCUGAGCUCAGCGUUUCACUUUUGGGCUAAAGUGAACAGUACCAAUCCGGAAAAAAAAGAGACUCUGAAAGAUAACAUAUUUUUGUUGGACAUUCCUAUACGAGAGAUAGUCAGUCUAGAGAUUAGCAGCGCAUCAUACAUAACCGUUCGAAAAGAUAUAGAAGCUGGACCGGAAGUUAUACAUCAAUACAUCAUUAAAAAUUCAGGCACUGCGAACCUAAGUGAAGUCAGUGCGAUAUUUUUCUGGCCGGUAAAAUUAACGAAUGGUGGAGAUUUGUUGUAUCUUAUGGAGCAACCGAAGACUCAAGGUUCAAUUCAAUGCGAUUAUGUUGCAAAUGUCAACUAUAAAAAUCUAACUAAAAUACGUGCUUACAAGAAUACACUCGUAAUACCAUGGGUCAAAAACAGUAAUGAUGCCAAACCGCGAAGAUCCACAAAUCAAACAACUUCCGAAGAUACGAGUACAUCCAAGAAUCCAGUUUCAAAUAAUAGCACAGAUUAUCAAAAAAUUCGAUGUACAAUCAGAAAUUUGUCUAGAGAAGAGGAGGUUUCAGUAUUAUUUCCAUCCGUUGUUUGGAUGGAGACAAUUGAACAGAUUGCAGGUUUCAGAAACAAGUCCCUUGAAAUCGGCUCCUGGGUUGAAGUAAAUGUCACAACGUUAUCACGAAACGUAACACAAAUACCCGAGAAGCCAUACCGUAAUGAAGCAAUAACUACUAUUGAAUUCGAAAAGGCAUACAUUGAAGAAGCAAUACCUGCUAUUAUCAAGUCUCGUGAACCUGACGUGAUUCCUCUGUGGAGUGUUGUUCGAUCAUGUGUCCUGGGUGUUCUCAUAUUAAUGUCAAUGAUCUGUGGCUUGUAUAAGUUGGGUUUCUUCAAAAGAAAUCGUCCCCCGACAUUUUCAGCAGCAGAAGAAGCUUGCCAAGAAUCAGAUUUGAUUGUGAAGAUGGGAAAAUCCAGUUGUGAUGAAAUGGACGUUGAAAAUGCUCAAGCAACUAAGGAAAUGGAGCGACGUGUUAAUCAGAUGUGUAUGGAGACAAUAACUUUGCGACAAUGCAUCAAGAAAAUUGUAAUUGAAAAUGAAAUUGAGCUGGAUGAAAAGACAUUAAACAUGUUGAAAUUACCAAACGUAACAAUUGAAUAUGGACCUAUUUCAAAUACAGGAAUUCUGAUUGACACAUCACCAGACACAGAAUAUCUAGUACCAAUUGAUCAUAAGUGGGAGUUUCCAAGAAGCAACCUUUCUUUUGGAAAAUGCCUGGGAGUGGGAGAAUUUGGGAAGGUUGUCGCAGCAGAAGCAUUUGGUAUUCUUCAUCAAAACGUCACCAGCACUGUUGCUGUUAAAUCGUUAAAAAAUGGUCACUCGGAUGCGGAUAUGAUCGAUUUAGUGUAUGAAAUGGAGAUAAUGAAAUUGAUCGGAUCGCAUGUCAAUAUUUUACAACUUUUGGGGUGUUGCACUCAAGAGGGAGAAUUACUCAUCAUAACUGAAUUGGCUCAACAUGGAAAUCUACGUGACUUUCUUAGGAAUUAUCUACCCUCUUCUGAAGAUGAACUUAUACCCAACAAUUUGACUCGGAAAACAUUACUAUUGUUUGCUCAACAACUGGCUAAAGGAAUGGAAUAUUUGGCCUCCAAAAGAUGUAUCCACCGAGAUCUUGCUGCACGAAAUGUUCUGGUAUCUGAUAAUUAUAUAAUGAAAAUAGCUGAUUUUGGCCUGGCGAGAGAUAUCCAAAACAAAGAGUAUUACAGGAAGAAAACAAAAGGCAGAUUACCAGUUAAAUGGAUGGCUCCUGAAGCGCUGAGUCAUGGUCGUUAUACUGCCCAAUCAGAUGUGUGGUCUUAUGGAAUUGUGCUUUGGGAAAUUCUGACCUUGGGUGCAACGCCUUAUCCUUCACUACAGAAUGUGGACAAAUUAUUUUUCACUUUACGCUCUGGGUAUCGAUUGGAAAAACCUCCUAAUUGUUCUGUUGAGACGUACAGCCUGAUACAGAAAUGUUGGAGUCUUCUGCCAGAAGAUCGUCCAACAUUUACAAUGAUUAUUGAUGACCUGGAUAAUAUAUUAAGCGAUAUGGAUGAUCAGACUCCUAAACUGAGUAGUUUGUAUAAGCCGGAUGUUGAACAGGGCAACCCAAAUGAUGAAGAAAAUUCAGUAGACUCUGAAUCUGAAUGAGCAAUUUUGCAGUGCUUUGAUUCAUUACUUAUCUAUUGCUGCUGGUAUAGGUUAGGUAUACCUAUGCAUUUUUUGAGUAGGCAAUAAGUAGUAGGUGAGUGACAACGUAUAGUACCUAGACCUACGGAUGCAUUGAAUUUAUUGUACAGCAUUAGCUCUAAAAUAUGAUUCUAUAUCCUCAUCUUUU